Messenger RNA from Myxocyprinus asiaticus (Chinese sucker), 1747 nucleotides. It is a transcript of the gene sdc3, whose product is annotated as syndecan 3. The record is from RefSeq and is a predicted model, not a curated record. Lineage: Eukaryota; Metazoa; Chordata; Actinopteri; Cypriniformes; Catostomidae. Gene Ontology annotation, biological process: cell migration. The transcript is spliced from 5 exons. Gene Ontology annotation, cellular component: cell surface; membrane. Bases 295 to 1542 code for a protein of 415 amino acids.
AGAAGAGAGAGAGGAGUUCUGGUCUUCCCUGCUGCCACAUCCAUCAAGUCUCAACCACUGAAGUCAGAGGGGAGGAAAUCACGAGAGGCCGUACGCGCACGCUGCUCCUCGGUCAUCGUGUGGUUUAGCGGGAAAAGCGCGUGCCGUACGAGACCAAGGGCAGACGGAUGUACCGACGGCCGCCUGCCCUGAAGUUGGAUACCGAAAACUGAGCGAAAGGUUUACUCCUACUGUCUUAAAGAGGGAAGCGAAGGUGAUAGCGCGAGCCCCGCGUAGAGCUGCGUUUGGAGCACCAUGAAGCUCCCGUGCUGGAUAGCGCUCGCGCUGCUGCUGGCGCAGACUACACUGGCACAGUGGCGUACAUCUCGACCGGUAGAUGAGGAGAGCUCUGGAGAUGAAUUAUAUGAUGACGAAGACUUCUUCUCUGGUUCCGGCUCUGGAUUUCCAGAUAUGGAUGUUAGGCCAACUGAAGCAGGUGUGUCCAUCAAUACAGAGGAGUCCCUCCCACUUUCCACUACGCAGGCCACUGGCCCCGCCCCCUCUGCCUCCCCAGCUGCAGAGCCCAGUAGCCCACCUCCACCCGAGGUAGAACGAGAGAGCGGUUUGGGCCAAGAGGUGGACAGAGAAAGCAAACUAGAGAUUGAGAUGGAGAAAACAUGGGAGGAGUCUGAAGAGGAAAUGAAGAGGCCAAAAGAACAUGAUAGAGAGCGAGAAAGAGAAUCCGAGAAGGAAAGGAAAUGGGAAGCAGAUACAGUGAAGGAAAGAGAAAAGGAACAAGAGAGGUCGAAGGCUACCAACGCACCUCGACUUACUGACGUUCCCGUGGUGGCCAUGGAUUCUUCUCCAACUCUGGGUGAAACAACAGUGGACUUGGAGGAACUAGGCACCACAGAAGAAGAGGAUCUGUUCAUUACUACAGAAAUUACCACGUUGGAGCCAACCAGCACCACAGAGACCACAACAGAUGAAAUUACAACCACCGAAGUUCUACCCACCACCGUUGCCUCCACUACUGCCAAGCCAACCAGACCACGUACUGCCUCGACCACUCCUAGUAUUGCCCCUGUACGACCAUGGAUACCACAGACCACCCCCAUCCCAACUGAGAGCAGCACUCCUUCGGUGAUGAUCUCCACAGUACAGACACAAACACCAGCCGAGACUGUAAAUAAUGAAGUUGCAGGAGCAGUCCCAAGUGGUGAUUUUGAAAUCCGUGAGGAUGAUGGUCGCCAAGGCAACGAGGUUGGGCGAGGCAAAGGGGCACCUGGCAUGGCAGCAGAACCAGAUUUGACUGGCAACACGUUAGAUGCAGCUGGAAGUUCAGCCGCUCAGCUUCCACAGAAGAACAUCCUGGAAAGGAAGGAGGUUUUGAUAGCUGUGAUUGUUGGAGGUGUAGUCGGGGCGCUCUUUGCCGCAUUCCUCGUCAUGUUACUCGUCUACCGGAUGAAAAAGAAAGACGAAGGCAGCUACACACUGGAGGAGCCUAAACAAGCCACCGUCACCUACCAGAAACCGGACAAGCAGGAGGAAUUCUACGCCUAACAACCAUACACUCGUCUCCUCCAUCUCUCCAACCUUCUCCCCUCUUUAUCUGACCCCCUUCCCCCUUCCCUCCUGCUUUUCAUCUCUCACCCUUUACCUUUGGUUUCCCCAUGAGAGUGCCUCUCACUCCACGGACUCUGAACUUUCUUUUCCAAAAAAAGAGAAAAAAAAAACUGAAAAAGAUCAAUGGUAAAAAAGAAGGAAG